AAAUUGGACAACCACCAAUCUAAUAAUCCAUUGCCCACAUUACUUAGCUAUAUUUCCCCAUUACUCAAACGGGCUGCUGACACAUUUCAACCUCUCCUGUUCCCCCCCCCCUUCCUCUCUCUCUCUCUCUCUCUCAGAUUUCUCUGUUUCUCGGUUGCUCUAUUUAAACCAUAGUAUCCUUUUCUACUUUCUCAUUGCCUAUAGUAAAACAACUCCACAAGCUCUCUAAACAUGGAGGCGAGCACCUCCCAUGACCCUGAACGAAACUCCGCGUUCUACGCUCCCUUGCCAGAGCACCCCUCCUCCGGCGGAGCACCGGCCACUCGGAGUAGACCCUUGAAGGGUUUUGUAGUGAUACUUGCCUCUGUCGUUUUCCUACUCUCAUUGGUCGCAUUAAUUAUUAACCAAAGCCAAGAACCAUUACCAAUGCCCAACAGGGUCCCGUCAGCUUCUCCCACGUCAAAACCUGCGUCGUUUUCAGAGGCGGAGCCAAGAGGGGUCGCUGAAGGUGUCUCAGCCAAGUCAAAUCCAUCUCUUUUGAACGAAGUUUCGUUUAAUUGGACCAACGCUAUGUUUUCUUGGCAGAGAAGUGCCUACCACUUUCAGCCUCAAAAGAAUUGGAUGAAUGAUCCUGACGGUCCAUUGUAUCACAAGGGAUGGUACCAUCUUUUCUAUCAGUACAACCCUGAUUCAGCCAUAUGGGGCAACAUCACAUGGGGACACGCCGUAUCAAGGGACCUCAUUCAUUGGCUCUAUCUCCCACUCGCUAUGGUCCCUGAUUGCUGGUAUGAUAUCAACGGUGUAUGGACGGGGUCCGCCACUCUCCUGCCUGAUGGCCAAAUCGUAAUGCUUUACACCGGCAGCACCAAUGAGUCCGCGCAGGUGCAAAACCUUGCAUACCCCGCCAACCUAUCCGAUCCCCUCCUCCUUGAUUGGUUAAAGUACCCGGGUAACCCGGUUAUCGUUCCCCCAGCCGGGAUUGAAACCGAUGAGUUCCGGGACCCGACAACAGCAUGGCUCGGACCCGACGGUACCUGGCGGAUCACAAUCGGUUCAAGGUUUAAUGAAACCAUAGGAAUCUCCCUGGUGUAUCAAACAACAAAUUUUACGGAUUAUGAAUUAUUGGAUGGGGUUUUACACGCCGUUCCGGGUACGGGCAUGUGGGAAUGCGUGGAUUUUUACCCUGUUGCAAUAAACGGGUCAGUCGGGUUGGACACGUCCGCAUUUGGUCCCGGAAUUAAGCACGUGCUAAAGGCUAGUUUGGAUGAUACAAAGGUAGACCAUUAUGCACUUGGGACUUAUGACCCGGUAACGGAUAAGUGGACACCCGACAACCCGGAAGAGGAUGUGGGUAUCGGAUUAAAGGUGGAUUAUGGGAGAUACUACGCAUCAAAGACAUUUUUCGAUCAGGAUAAACAAAGGAGGAUUCUUUGGGGUUGGAUUAAUGAAACUGAUACCGAAACUGCUGACCUGAAAAAAGGAUGGGCUUCCCUUCAGACAAUUCCCAGGAGUGUUCUGUAUGACAACAAGACUGGAACUCAUUUACUUCAAUGGCCAGUGAAGGAAGUAGAGAGCUUGAGAUUGAACAGUACAGUGUUUGAGGAGGUGCUAGUUGAAGCGGGAUCAAUUGUGCCCCUUGACAUAGGCCCUGCCACUCAGUUGGAUAUACUAGCAGAGUUUGAAAUAGAGUCAUUGGAAUCAAAUACAACGGAUGAAGUCAGCGAUUGUGGUGACGGUGCAAUUGACAGGAGCACUUUCGGGCCGUUUGGAAUUCUGGUUAUUGCCGAUGAUUCACUUUCUGAGCUGACUCCUGUAUUCUUCCGCCCUGUUAAUACAUCGGAUGGCAGUCUCAAGACUUACUUUUGCGCUGACGAAACAAGGUCUUCCAAAGCUAACGAUGUCUUCAAACAAGUGUAUGGAGGCAAGGUUCCAGUGCUUGACGAUGAAAACUACAAUAUGAGGGUAUUGGUGGAUCAUUCAAUCGUGGAAAGCUUUGCUCAAGGAGGGAGGACGGUCAUCUCAUCAAGAAUUUAUCCAACAGAAGCCAUCUAUGGAGCAGCACGGCUAUUCUUGUUCAACAAUGCAACUGGAGUGAAUGUGAAGGCCACACUCAAAAUAUGGGAAAUGAAUUCCGCCUUCAUUCGUCCUUUCCCUUUUGAGGAACCAUUGUAGAAUGCUUCCUGCCUGCCAAUACCGCAUGAUGCUACUCUGUUAAAAUCUAUGGGAAGGUGGAUAGAUGUCUUGGUUGCCAACAGUCCAGAAAUUUUUUGGCAACCAGUAUUACUAGUGUUACGUUAUUUUAUUUUUUGGUCGGGCUGCCAUUGAGUUUAUUUUGUACUUAUGGUAUCCCCUACUGCAGGAUACUCUUGGUUUCACCUGGAAAAUAAAUUCAUAAAAUUGAGAUUCUUAGUUUUCAUUUUUUUUA
Theobroma cacao (cacao) is the source of this 2425-nucleotide messenger RNA. Its product is annotated as acid beta-fructofuranosidase 1, vacuolar-like. The record is from RefSeq and is a predicted model, not a curated record. Gene Ontology annotation, molecular function: beta-fructofuranosidase activity. Gene Ontology annotation, biological process: carbohydrate metabolic process. NCBI's taxonomy places the organism in Eukaryota, Viridiplantae, Streptophyta, Magnoliopsida, Malvales, Malvaceae.